Molecule: messenger RNA, 1263 nt
Organism: Choloepus didactylus (southern two-toed sloth)
Lineage: Eukaryota; Metazoa; Chordata; Mammalia; Pilosa; Megalonychidae
Product: formin-like protein 5
Exons: 5
Coding region: 612-1061 (149 amino acids)
Source: RefSeq, a predicted model, not a curated record
UCCUGAGAGGAGACGUGGGGACUGAGAGCUGCUGCCCUGUGUGCAGCGGGGGUGCGCUCAGCAACUGGGGUGACCGAGGCAAGGUCCACACUCGGGGGCUUCAGACAACAAAACUGUGCAUCUUGGGGUUCCGGGGGUCAUAGCUGGAAAUCGUGGUUUCCCCGGAAGCCUGGGCCAGGCCCUGCAGCUACUGGUGGCCCCGGGUGCUCCUGGGCUUGUGGCCUCCACGGGGACUUCUCCGUGUGUCCGUGUGUCUGUGUGUCCUCUUUUCACAAGGACUCCUGACAUCAGACUUGGGGCCCUCGUCCAGCAUGAGCGCGUCCCACUUCCAUCUGCAAAGGGCCUGUUUCCUGACGAGGCCACCUGAGCCUCCAGGGAAAGUGAAUUUGGGGGACACCAUUCACCCCAGUACAGCAGCGGUGGGGGGAAAUGGGGAAAAAAUGAUGCAAAUGAGCCUCACCCCCCCCCCCAUCCUGCAGGCUGAAGACGUAAGUGAGGAGGAGCUUCCUGGCUUUCCACCCCCUCCCUCAUUCCCUUCAGGGCUUCCCACCUGCCUGUCCAUCUGUCUGUCCGUCCGUCCGUUCCACAUUCACUGAGUGCCAUCAGAAGACAUGCUGAGUGGAACCACGCGUACAAGUGACGGUGAACAGCACUUCAAGCAGAGAAGGGCCUGGUGUCACCUCAGUGUCGAAAGACAAGUCGGAGUCGAGUGUGCAGCGGCAGCACGUCCUUCAGAUGCCCGCGGUCCGGCGGCGGCGAGGGGGCACGAGCUUCAGGCUGGCAGGGGCGUUCACAGACAGAAAACGGAACUGGGCUGGACUCCGGGUGAUUGGAUGCGGCCUCUUGUCGUCGUGGGAGGGACCGACGGGGACACCCUUGGACGCUCUGGGACACGAGCUCCUGCCAGCCUGGCACAGGCCCGGCCCCCGCAGAUCCCGGCGCUGCAGGCCGGGAGGCCCCUCCACCUGAGCCUGGAGGAAAGCAGAGAGGACACAGCUGGCCCCCUCGCAUCCACCCUGCCCUUCACCCUGAAUCUCAGCUGCAGCCGGGGACCCAGCUAAGGGCUCGGCCUCCCAGCCCCCUUGCAGCUGGGCAGCCACGGGACCAAGUCCCAGGAGGCGAGAGGAGGGGGCUGAGCCCAAGUCCUCUUCUGGCCUCUCACCGGCUGGAAUGUGCUCCAGAUGACAGGACAGCAGAGGACCCCCCAGGGAGGAGACGGAGGGAGCCGGGUCCCUGCUGAUGGGCCGCCUGCCCCCGGGAUCA